AUGCCUCGUCCUCAAUAUAUAAAGAGCUUGCCGCAAGAGAUAGGAGUUGUAACUUCUGUAUUCUUGGCCCAGUUCCUUACCCAGUCUGGUGUGACUAUGUCAUUAACACCUAUGAAUAUAGUGUUGGAAGCUUUCAACGCAACAGAUAAUGCUUCGGCCUCAGUAUGGUUUAUGGGUGGUUAUUCUCUCACAGUCGGAACUUUUAUCCUCAUCUCCGGAAGACUUGGUGAUCUCUUUGGAUUGAAGAAAAUGUUUCUUUUCGGGUGGGGUUGGGUUGCUACGUGGUCGUUGAUCUGUGGGUUCUCUGCAUAUGUGAAGUCAGAUAAGGCUGUUAUAUUUUUCAUCAUUUGUAGAGCAUUCCAGGGUAUAGGAUUUGCCUUUGCAUUACCUUGUGGUUUGGGAUUGCUAGGAUACAUGUACGAGUCUGGUGAAAGAAAGAACGUCGUGUUUGGUAUUAUAGGAGCCGGGGGACCCACUGGAGCUACAAUGGGAGCCGUCAUGGCAGCUGUUAUUGCACAAUUGGGAUGGUGGCCAUGGUGUUACUGGGCGAUGAGCAUUACAGCUGUCGUUGCUGGAACUAUUGGCUACAUCUCGAUCCCGGUACUUGAUUUGAAAAAACCAAAAGAAAUCAGCGAUGAUUAUCUUGCGGAAGAUGCCAAGUUCAGAAACCUUCGUAUUAUUCUCUCUGAGGUUGAUAUCUUGGGUUCUGUCACUGGGGUUUGUGGACUUGUAUUGUUUAAUUUCUGCUGGAACCAGGGUCCUGUAACUGACUGGACAGCAUAUGUUAUUGUACUUCUUGUUGUUUCCGUCAUGUUAAUAGUACUUUUCUUUUGGCUAGAGUUAAAGUAUGUGAAAAACCCAUUGCUUCACAAGUCGAUUUUCAAGGUGAAGAUUGGUUUAGUUCUUGUCUGCAUAAGUCUUGGUUGGGGAUCAUUUGGAAUCUGGCAGUAUUACUUCUUUAAUAUUUUGCUUAAUUUCAAGCAUUACACACCGAUUAGUGCCAGUAUUACAUUCCUCCCACUUUUCUGUUUGGGGAUAUGUGCUAGUACAUUGUGCAGUAAGAUUAUCUCGAAAACAAGGCCCUCAUAUAUCAUUUGCUUUGCCACGAUUUGCUUUUGUUGCGGAGAUAUAAUGCUUAGUGUGACUCCAAUCGAUCAAUCAUACUUUAGAUUACUUUUUGGGCAGAUGUUCCUUUUAGCAUGGGGAAUGGACUUGAGUUUCCCAGCAGCAUCUAUCAUUUUAUCAGAUUAUUUACCUCCGCACCAUCAGGGUAUGGCAGGCUCACUUGUGUCCACAGUGGUUAACUAUUCGGUAUCACUUUUCUUAGCCAUUGGUUCAUUAGUUGAAUCUGAAGUGAAGAAGAAGACUGAUGAUGAAUUGUAUAGCAUAAGGCAAGCAUUACACUUUGCCAUAGGUAUUUCUGGAUGCGGUGUAAUAUUCCUGGUUGUCUUUGUCUUCUUGCAAAAGAGAGAUAAUGAUUCAGGGACUAAAGUUGGAAACCUGGAGCUGAGUAGCAUUGUUUACUCAGACAAGACGGAAGAGAUUGAAGAAACUCCUGCUGCUGCAUUGGAGACUGGAGCUGCAAACUUAAAUAAUGGGAUGGCGUAA
This is a messenger RNA of Dujonia railenensis, 1608 nucleotides long. NCBI's taxonomy places the organism in Eukaryota, Fungi, Ascomycota, Pichiomycetes, Serinales, Debaryomycetaceae. The record is from the annotation of a GenBank genome assembly.